Molecule: messenger RNA, 2084 nt
Organism: Phacochoerus africanus (Common warthog)
Lineage: Eukaryota; Metazoa; Chordata; Mammalia; Artiodactyla; Suidae
Gene: DMRTA1
Product: DMRT like family A1
Exons: 2
Coding region: 310-1803 (497 amino acids)
Biological process (GO): sex differentiation; regulation of transcription by RNA polymerase II
Cellular component (GO): nucleus
Molecular function (GO): RNA polymerase II cis-regulatory region sequence-specific DNA binding; protein binding; DNA-binding transcription factor activity, RNA polymerase II-specific
Source: RefSeq, a predicted model, not a curated record
CAGUAGAUCCGGUUGUCGGGGGAGUCUCUGCAGUCUCGCUUUCACCUGCUCCGAAGGCCCUCGGAAUAUAGGGGCAUUAACUUAGUGCCCCUGGACUCUAAGAGCCUCAGUGGAUAUCUGCGCCUCUAAAAGUCUCUAGCUCUGGAAGCGGUUGUCCGAAACUCAUCGCGGGCAUUGUGUCGUAGUCUCUUGGUGUGUAGGUGGGAGGAAGCGGGACCAAGGCCCGUUCUCUCUGGCCCCACAUUCCGGCAGAGUUAGCUGUGGAUACGCACUCUUCUGUUGCGACCCCUCGCCAGACUUUUCUUAGAAAUGGAGCAGUCACAGUGUGGCAGCAGAGACCUCAGCAGCAGCGGCCGACCCAGCCUGGCCCCGGGGCUGGUGGCAGCGGCACCUCAUCCACAGUCUCCGACGUUACCAGUUCCCCCGGGGAUACCCCUUCCUCCAACUUUCUUGCGGCCACCCAGCCUCUUUCUGCGGGCAGCAACAGCCGCCACCUCGGGAAGUGGAGGCUGCCCACAAGCUGCUGGACUGGAAAGGGGGGUGGGCGCCGUGGCCUGCAGCUACCCACGCACACCCAAGUGUGCGCGUUGUCGCAACCACGGUGUCGUGUCGGCCCUCAAGGGGCACAAGCGUUUCUGCCGCUGGCGGGACUGCGCGUGUGCUAAGUGCACCCUGAUCGCUGAGCGCCAGCGAGUCAUGGCUGCACAGGUGGCGCUGCGCAGGCAGCAGGCCCAGGAGGAGAGUGAGGCCCGGGGACUCCAAAGGCUUCUGUACUCUGGACCUUCGGGGCCCGGGGGUCGGACAUCUGGAGGCAGCAGGAGAACGGAGAAUCUCCAAACUGCGAGCAGCUCUGCGGUGGUGACUGCCCUGGGACUGAGUGCCUUGAGACAGGCUAGUGGUCUGGCGACCCCUGCUUGCGAGAUUUUUCAGCAGGAUUAUACAGAAGGAAAACAAGGACAAAAAGAGAAUAAAUGUGACUCAUGCCAGAGUAGGCAAGAAGAACCAGUGUGCAAAUCCCAUCACUCUACCUUGGGAUCAUCUCCUAAAUCUAAUGAUGUCAUUGGAAAACAAAACAUCAGGUCAUCUGUUUCAGAAAACUUGAACAAGGAUGAUGGCAUUCAGUCUCCUCAUCCUGGGGAGCAGUCAGGAGGUGAAGAGAGUCCCAGAUCCCCGUCAUCCUCUGAUUUGGAAUCAGGAAAUGAAAGUGAAUGGGCCAAAGACUUCACUGCUGCCAGAGCCAGCCUUCCCCCUAUGUCCUCUAGACCAAGAGACCCUCUUGAUAUCCUUAUCAAGAUUUUCCCAAGUUACAGAUGCAGCCGGCUGGAAAGCAUUCUACAGUUCUGCAAAGGGGAUGUGGUCCAAGCUAUUGAACAAGUUCUAAAUGGGAAGGAACACCAAACAGACACUAGAGACCUAGCAAACUCAGGAGAAUUGGAAAAUACAGCUUUUCCAAGAGCUUCAAAUUUUAGUUUAGCUGGAAUUGGUUUUGGAACUCUAGGAAAUAAAUCAGCUUUCUCUCCCCUUCACACUACUUCUGCUUCUUAUGGGGGUGAUUCAAGUCUCUAUAGCUUAAAUCCCAGACUAGGUAUAAGUCCUUUACGGUUGGCAUAUUCCUCUCCAGGAAGAGGGCUGUCUAGUUUCAUGUCACCAUACCUAACUCCUGGGUUUGUACCAACAUUACCUUUUCGGCCAGCUUUAGAUUAUGCUUUUCCAGGUAUGAUUAGGGAUUCUUCUUACCUUCCCAGCAAAGAUUCAGUAACUAGUGACAGACUGUAUUCCAGGCUGAAUCAGGACAAUCUGUAAUGCAUCUGCCUAUCUACCUUUCUGGAGUAUUUCUAGGAGUAUGUACUACAAACCUCAUACCCGUACACACCCACAUCUAUUAAUGUGUUCACUGUGUAUGGGAGUGGAUUACCAGGCCUUAAAAUUGCUAUCUUUUUUUCACAAGCAAUAUAAUGGACUUGAGAUCUAAAGACUUUUCUUUAGCAUUUAACUGAAGAAAACAUUUAAACAUUAUAUGUGCCUUGAAUAACACCAUUUCAGGAAAUAUUUUUAUUUCAAUGAAUUUUGUCCCUAAAAUAACA